UAUGAGCGGUCACACUGCGGAGGUCUGUACUGUAAGAGCGGUCACACUGCGGAGGUCUGUACUGUAAGAGCGGUCACACUGCAGAGGUCUGUACUGUACAUAGUACUGUGCGUAGUGGAUUCUGAUGAUGGGAGUAGUGGGCUGUGCGUAGUGGAUUCUGAUGAUGGGAGUAGUGGGUGUAGCAGAUGAUGCGACUGCUUUCAGAUUGGUUCACGUCUCUCAGCUGAUGCUCAGUGUUGGGUGCGGCUGCUUCAUGCUGGAUUCAUCCUGAAGGGUUGCUGAACCUUCCUCAGUCCAGCGCUUCCUGGGGGGCAAUGAGCGGAGACCGUGAUCUGUGUUGUCAGUAUCGCAUCGGAUUCCCAGGGGCCACGGAACCAACUCCAAGUCUGAAGGGCCCAUUCAAGCGCGACUACCUGGUGGAUGCAGCCAAGCAGCUGCACGUGGCGCAGGAGCGAGAUGCCAACGAGGAGUAUGAAGCGGCCUUCAGCCAUUACAAGCACGGGGUGGAGCUGCUCCUGAGUGGGGUGACAGUGGACCCGAGCAAAGAGAGGCGCGAGGCAGUGAAACGCAAGAUCUCACAGUACUUGAAACGAGCUGAAGAAAUCUUCAACUGCCACCUGCAAAGGCCUGUGGGAAAUGUGACUGGUGCAGCAGAGGGUUACAGCAGCCUCAGAUUCCGCCCCAUCCGCGUCCUGAGCGCUGCAGUGGAGAACCUGAAAGGCUGCCGAGUCCUAGAGAUCAUUGAUAAGGUGCAGCUGGUGUAUGACCCGACCUCAAGGACAAGGUUUAUUCUUAAGUCUCUGAUGAAGUCUGGUCGUUGUGGCCACGGAGCAGUCACGGUUAUUCCUCAGGGCGUGCCCUUCAUGGUGCAGCUGCAGAAGUUUUACGUUGGCGAGGACUCCCUGUAUCUGCGGCUGCAGCACGUUCCAGGAGGACGUCUGUGGGGACAUCUCCAGAAAUACCAGGUUCCCAUCAGUCGCUGCAGCUCUUCACAUGACCCGGUCCAGGGGGUGCCGGAGGCACAGGUCAGACUUUGGGGUGCCCAGCUGACCUUGGCACUGGACUCUCUUCACCAGGAGGGGGUUCUGUGCAGAGAUCUGAAUCCCCGCAAUGUGCUCCUGGGAGACACUGGGGACGUGCUCCUGACAUACUUUGGCCAGUGGCGAGAGGUUGAUCAUGUCUGUUGUCCCGAGGCUGUGGAGCAGCUGUACGUGGCACCAGAGGUCCUGGGGGUGGCUGCAGUGGACGAGGCCUGUGACUGGUGGAGCCUAGGGGUGCUCCUCUACGAGAUGAUGACCGGACAGCCCCUCUACAAGAGCCUGAUGUCAGGGGUCAGCAGUCAGAUGGAGGUCCCCUUCCCAGAACAGCUCAGUGCGGACGCAGUGUCUCUGCUGGGAGCGCUGCUCAUUUAUGAUCCAGAGAAACGGCUCGGCUCUGGUCCUGGAGGAGCACAAAGGAUCAAGUCCCACCCGUUCUUCAGUGACAUCCACUGGGGCAAACUGCUCUGAGGGGUGGAGGCCAUGGGGCUGCCGGGGGUCACCCACCACGGGCCACACAAUGCACAAAACCACAGCCAGUCACCGCACAGUCCCCGAUGUGAUGUCACAGUUACCGGACAGUCCCCGAUGUGAUGUCACAGUUACCGGACAGUCCCCGAUGUGAUGUCACAGUUACCGCACAGUCCCCGAUGUGAUGUCACAGUUACCGCACAGUCCCCGAUGUGAUGUCACAGUUACCGGACAGUCCCCGAUGUGAUGUCACAGUUACCGGACAGUCCCCGAUGUGAUGUCACAGUUACCGGACAGUCCCCGAUGUGAUGUCACAGUUACCGGACAGUCCCCGAUGUGAUGUCACAGUUACCGGACAGUCCCCGAUGUGAUGUCACAGUUACCGGACAGUCCCCGAUGUGAUGUCACAGUUACCGGACAGUCCCCGAUGUGAUGUCACAGUUACCGGACAGUCCCUGAUGUGAUGUCACAGCCAGUUACCAGACAGUCCCCGAUGUGAUGUCACAGCCAGUUACCGGACAGUCCCCGAUGUGAUGUCACAGCCAGUUACCGGACAGUCCCCGAUGUGAUGUCACAGCCAGUUA
Messenger RNA from Bufo gargarizans (Asiatic toad), 2092 nucleotides. RefSeq names its product ribosomal protein S6 kinase like 1 (gene RPS6KL1). Gene Ontology annotation, biological process: protein phosphorylation. The record is from RefSeq and is a predicted model, not a curated record. The transcript is spliced from 11 exons. NCBI's taxonomy places the organism in Eukaryota, Metazoa, Chordata, Amphibia, Anura, Bufonidae. Gene Ontology annotation, molecular function: ATP binding; protein kinase activity. Bases 315 to 1508 code for a protein of 397 amino acids.